Molecule: messenger RNA, 4923 nt
Organism: Egretta garzetta (little egret)
Lineage: Eukaryota; Metazoa; Chordata; Aves; Pelecaniformes; Ardeidae
Gene: TIMM17A
Product: translocase of inner mitochondrial membrane 17A
Exons: 6
Coding region: 1731-2168 (145 amino acids)
Biological process (GO): protein import into mitochondrial matrix
Cellular component (GO): TIM23 mitochondrial import inner membrane translocase complex; mitochondrial inner membrane
Molecular function (GO): transmembrane protein transporter activity
Source: RefSeq, a predicted model, not a curated record
ACCCCUCUAAAAGCUCACCUCGCUCCGCAGGCCCUGCCAGCCACCCUCUCUGCUUUUUAUCGAGCCGGACAGCGCUGUAAGCCACCUUGGCUCCCUCUGGAUGCCUGCCUGAGGUGUGGGGUAACAUCAGCCUCUCCGGUGAGCGGAGCUGGUGUGUGGCUGCCCCAGGGCCCUGGCAUAAAUGAAGUCCUGGCCUCUGCUCUCUUGUCUCUAAGUGAUUGCGGUUGCCAUUAGGAGUUUGAAUCCAACCUUAUCUUGCAUGUAGCAGUGAGCACAUCAUCUGCCUGCUGGGAGGGGUCCCCUUAAAGUCAGGGAAACAAUUAACAGUAAUAUUAAGGUUGUAGUUGAGUGCCAAAUUAAUAAUGGAGCAAUCUCUCCCGAUUCUCUCCUCUGCUGAGGUCAAGCACUGCCAGGGACUAGGGGAUGUUCUGUGUCGGCUUGCAGAUGCACACAGCGUCUGUCCAGGAGUUCAAAGGUGCUGGUGGACGAAAUGGCUGUGCUGGUAUCAAAAGACAUUUUCUCAUUUAAAAGCUGCUCCUGCAGAGGCUGGGAGGAGAGAUGAAAAGGAAAAAUUAAGAACCCCAAAGGUAACAGCUAAUGAGCUUGACAUCUGAAGUGGGGUUAAAGAUGGAAAAAAAUCUAGGCAAGCGUUCCAUGAUUGGGGUCUAAUUAAUGAAGCUUCUGUAAUGAAGCUUCAGUUGUGAUUUGCUAAAUUGGAAUUCUUUGACCUUGUGGGUACAGGAAGACCACUUUACAUAAUCUAUUUAGAUUUCCAAAAAGCCUUUUAACAAGAUCACUGUUAGCAGGCUAACGAAGGAGGAGAUUUGUGAUGAGAUGUUUUAUUCAUAACAGAGUAGAUCAAAAUCUGGAUGGGAGACGUGGAGAAGAACAAAACAACAACAAAAAAGCCCUGAGAAGAAAGACUUAGUUGCUUUUCAUCUUGGCAUCUCUGACAGCAGUGUGCCUGUAACAUUUUCCUGAUCAUUAAAAGCAGGAAAUAGGGGAAGGAAAAUAAAGUGUGAAAUGGGGCUAAAUUAUUUAAUUUAGUCAAAGCUUGAGGGGAUUUGUAAGGAAUAGGAGAUGAAAGCACAUUACAGGCGGAGUGAUAAAAAAGAAGGGUGAUGCGUGGUGGGAUAACGUACGAUCCUUCCCCUGGAUCAGUGUGGGCUUGGGACCUGGGUGUUGCUGGGGAGGAUCAGUGGUGACAUUUGGGUGGGGGCCCGGUGCAUUCCGGAACAGCCAGGCGAUGCCAAGAUGCAAAAGCAAAACAAGCCAAGAGCACCACGUGUGCAAACAAGCAAUUUACCCGCGUCUGGAAGGCGUGCAGAGCUGGCUACGCUCUCAUCAAAGUGACUGCGGGGGUAGGGAGAGAGUCAGAAAUAGGUCAGGAGAAGUGAGGAGGCUGGGAGAAUGCGUAUAGAGGGAGGGACUUCAAAUUUUGGAAUUUUUUUCAGGAAGAAAAAAAGCCCUUGUGACAAAAUAUGACAGCGAGGGGUCUGGGAAGAGCGACGGUGUUUGUCUCUCCUGACAGCCGACGAGCAUUAGUGUAUUCUGUGAAAAGCGGCAGAUUCAGAACGGAUUGAUGAAGCUGUAUGCUCAUGUGCAGGAGCUGGGUGCUGUAGGGAGUCCUUGAGAACAGAAAUGUGAAAUCGGAAAAGCGCAUCGAUGCUCAUAUCCGUGAUUUGAUAAUUCCCUGGAGGAUAGUAGAUGACUGCGGAGGUGCUUUCACGAUGGGAGCGAUUGGAGGUGGCAUUUUCCAAGCUAUCAAGGGGUUCAGAAAUUCCCCAGUGGGUGUGAACCACCGGCUGCGGGGAAGCUUGACAGCUAUUAAAACAAGAGCCCCACAACUGGGAGGUAGCUUUGCUGUCUGGGGAGGUCUCUUCUCCAUGAUUGACUGCAGUAUGGUCAGAAUGAGAGGGAAAGAAGAUCCGUGGAAUUCAAUCACAAGCGGGGCCCUGACUGGAGCCAUAUUGGCUGCAAGAAAUGGGCCCGUUGCCAUGGUCGGAUCUGCUGCCAUGGGAGGAAUUCUUCUGGCUUUAAUUGAAGGAGCUGGUAUUCUGUUAACAAGAUUUGCCUCCACACAGUUUCCAAACGGCCCUCCUCAGUUUUCAGAUGACCCCUCCCAGUUGCAGCCCUCUCCAUUUAGCGACUACAGACAAUACCAGUGAUUCUCUUCGCUCUCCUGGUUCCUAUUGUACCUGAGCUGUACUUUACUUUAAAGUGCUGGAGGACCAAGAUGCGGUAUGUCUUUACACCACUGAUAGUCCCUCACACAAACCAUGCCCAGAGGACCUUCAGCACUUGUCAGUGUAAAGCUGCACGGGAGAACUUUUAGAAGAUGACAAAUCUAUUUAUUCACGAUAGAUUCCAUUGCUGUAAUGUUAAUACAUGUCUGGUAGAAUACAUGGAGAUUUAAGACAAGGAGCAAAGGAGUCUUGUUGUCCUUUGGACGUGGACUGAAGUGAAAGUCUUUGGAGUCUUCUCUGGGCUGUGGCAUUGACCAUCCGCAGUGAACGCAGCUGGAAUUUAGCCGCUUCCCCGUCGGAUUUAGGUUGCUACACAUACUUCAGCUUAAGGAAAAUCAUCUACACGCAGUUUUCCAUUCCUAAAGUGAAUAUUAUUGGCAGAACGUGCAAGCCAGUGAAAAUUACUUCCAGCAAUAUGUAUCUCACUGCUGUUCUUUCCUACGCCGCUGCCGUGCAGCCUCAGUUCUUUGGUUAAAGCAGAAUCUGCCUUUUGUGGAUCGGCCGGCUGCAGCGUUCCUCCGCCUUCCCCUCAACCCUCGAGGCUCUGAGCCCCUUUUAGCAAGAGGUGGCAGCAAAGUUGUCACUUCUGCUGCUGCUUGCUGUGGCUUUUGAGCAGCAGGCUCGAAAGGGAACGCCCCAGCUGGCUUCCCCUCCUAGAAUACAGUGGGGGGCUGUAGAGGCCCCGAACAGAAAACAGGUAGGGCUGGGGGAGCUGGAGGGCGGAGCAUGGCACCCACAUGCCUGCUGCUGGCGCAACCUCUUGUCUUCUCACCUCGCAUCCAGUCCUGAGCACACUUAAAACAUCUGCUCCAUGGUUUUGUUCUUAAGCUCCCAGUUGUUGAGGCAUGGUCCCUGUUGCCAGCAGUUCAAAAAUCAGAUCCGGCGAGGUUUUCUAUUGUUAAUGCUCUUGCUCGCUGGCAGUUCCUGAUAAAAUAUUCAUAUUCAAAAAGACUCGAGUACUAUUACCUGAGCCGCUUUGUGGCUUUUCCUCUGCCCGGGAAGGAGCGCGCUCUCCGUGCGCUGUCAGGAAGCUCAGACCCGUGCGGUAGGAGAGGAUGAAAACAACGCACAAGCGCUCACGGUUGACACCUGGGUGAAUUAGGAUUGCACGGAGUGUGCGUGCCAGCACGAGCUCCUCACUGUCUAUGCCCCAUCAUCCUCUAAAAGUGACAUUUUUCUGUUUCCAGCCCCCCCCCGCCUGUCCUAGCACCACUCCAGCACCACCAGGGCUUGCCUUGCUGGUGCCGUACUGGUUCGUGUAGUUGCUGCUGCUGUGUAAUUGUCAAAAAACCCCUUAAACUUAAAGGUGCUGUGCGGGUGGAGGCUCGUCUUGCUUUGCUGCUUACCUGGUUCCUCGGGUGAAUCGUCAAGACAAUUUUAUUGAUUUGUGUCUCUCAGCCAGUGCUCUCCUCUGCCCGGGUGAGCCCCCAGCCGCAGGGGAGCGGGUGAGUCGAUGGUGAGAGAGAAUUAACUCUCAGCUCUCAUCAGCUGCGGAGCCUCCCUGUGUACCCAAAUCUGCGUGUGAAUCACCAGAUGUUUUCCCGUACGCUGUAGGUAGGAUUAGAGCACUUGGGUGUUGUUCUCAUUGAGCUCAAGGGUUUCGUUCUCCGGCCCUCGCACCGCUGAGCUGUCCUUAGGGGUUUGGGGGGAGGUGAGAUGACUCGGCCGAGUCAGCUCCUGGCCCCUAUUUAAGCAGCUGCCUGGAGCACUUGGGUGCCCAUUCCCACCAGUGCUUCGUCUGGGAGCAGGGGGCCAGGGUGGGACACAGGACCUGGCGUAGGUGCAGCUCCCCAAUGCCAGGGCACAUCCAAACAGCUCAAAAAGGGGCCAGCAUGCAACUCCCUGCAGCAGCAGCGACUCCCACCUGCCGGGGAGAGUGGGGACAUGGGGACACAUACCUCCAGCAACUGGCUGUGGCCCAGGGGCAGCAGUGGCCCUGCCAGGCGCUCCUCCCUCGCCCCUCUGUCAGGUGCCAGGCUUCGGCCACGCUUCCCCUCUCAUCUCCCUCGCCCGCCUGCGCUGGUCACUCACGCUCUGCCUACGAGGAGCCUCGGAUUUACGGUGCCGUCCUUUGCUCCCCUCCCCUGCCCAGUGGGGAGGCAGCAGGGCCCCGUCUGGCCACAGCACCCAGCCAAGGAAGGGUUUCCUCCCCUGUCAUCGCCGCAAUGCCCACGAGCUUCCUGUGCUUUAUUUCUGCUGCCAGGGCAGGAGGGAUCCCCCUGCACCCCAGGGCUGCUCCUGCAAGAGGCCGCCCACCUCAGAGCCCUCUCCCCAGACGCAGCCCCCACUGCCAGCAGCUUCUCCAUGCCCACCCCAAAAAAAAACCAGCCAAGACAGACACCCGCAGCACGACACGGAACUAUUGACCUUUUUAUUUCAAUCAUCUACAGCAGCUCUACAUUCCCCUAACACACUGUCCUUCCUUCACUACCACAGACAGCGAGGGAGCCGAGUACACUGCGGUGGCAGCAAGUCUUCUUAAAGCUUAGUAUUAAAUAUUAAAUAUUCUCUCAUUUAUGUUUACAUUACUUUGUCAAGGAAAACAAACAAACAAACGAACAAAAAGACAAUUAAAACUUAAGUUACGUGAAUCUGUGCCCGUGCCCUGGGCAGCAGCAGUGGGGGCCGCAGAGCUGCCCCCAGCAAGGCGGCUGCUGCGAGGGAUAUGCAAAAAAAA